This is a messenger RNA of Pezoporus occidentalis (night parrot), 1917 nucleotides long. RefSeq names its product thiamine transporter 2-like. Gene Ontology annotation, molecular function: thiamine transmembrane transporter activity. Gene Ontology annotation, cellular component: plasma membrane. The record is from RefSeq and is a predicted model, not a curated record. Bases 336 to 1787 code for a protein of 483 amino acids. Gene Ontology annotation, biological process: vitamin transport; transmembrane transport. The transcript has 7 exons. NCBI's taxonomy places the organism in Eukaryota, Metazoa, Chordata, Aves, Psittaciformes, Psittacidae.
AAUUAGAUUAGUUUGCUGACAAAACCUGUAAAGGAAAAAGCUUCCCCUGCAAUCUUCAUGGAUAAAUUCUGCAAGCAAGAACUCUGUUGAAUUAUUAUUACAUAAAGUCUGUUAACAUUUUAUGAAGUCUAGAAUGAACUUCUAAGAAACAGGCAGAAAUUUCUUACUACCUGCAAUCCUGAAGGGUGGUUUCUGACUUCUCUUUCAAAAGACAGAAGUCAUCCUAGGAAGAAACUGCACAUGAAUCCACAGGAAAUGCACCACAGCCGCAGCUUUGACAGGACUGAGCAGGUACCAUGAGCAGAUAGUUUCUGUAUCUUUCUUUCCCCACUAAAAUGACUAAAGUGCAAGAAAUAUGGACUAUGUAUUGCUGGAAGGGAGCCGUAGGCCGCAGCUGGAUUUAUCCCACACUGAUCAUAUGUGCAAAUGGAUUCUUCUCCACGAUGAGGCCAUCAGAAUCUUUUCUCACUCCUUAUCUAACUGGACCAGACAAAAACCUAACAAUUGAAGAAGUUACAAACCAGGUUUUCCCAGUUUGGACAUACUCCUAUCUUGCACUCCUUCUCCCAGUCUUCCUCAUUACAGACUAUAUGCGCUACAAGCCUGUCCUCCUCCUCCAAGGCAUCAGCUUCAUCGUCACGUGGCUUUUGCUCCUCUUCGCACGUGGAGUGGUGGCCAUGCAGAUAGUGGAAUUCUUCUACGGGAUGGUGACAGCCACCGAGGUCGCCUAUUACGCCUACAUCUACAGUGUUGUCAGCACUGAUCACUAUCAGAGAGUGACGAGCUAUUGCAGAAGUAUCACUCUGGUUGCAGCCACCACUGGUGCUGUGCUGGGACAGCUGCUGGUUUCCUUAGCAGAUGUAUCCUACUUUCACCUUAACGCCAUUACUCUGGCUUCUGUGUCCCUGGCAUUCCUGUGUUCGUUCUUCCUCCCAAUGCCCCAGAAGAGUAUGUUCUUCCACAGGAAACGCAUCGCAGAAGCUCUCCCAGGAACACACAAAACAGUGGCUACGGUCAGCUCCGACAGGCCACUGAGCUGUCAAGAGGACAAGAGCUCUCCAUCUGCUGACGUGGGACCAGCCCCUGAACAGCAGGCUGGUAAUGCCAAGCCACAGAAUCAUGUGCUCAGGGUUCUGGUGCAGCUGAGCAAGGACUUGAGGGAUUGCUACAGCUCUAGGAAACUUCUCUACUGGUCCCUGUGGUGGGCUCUGGCUACAGCAGGCUUUAACCAGGUCCUGAAUUAUAUCCAAGUGCUGUGGGACUUCAGAGCCCCCUCUCACAGCUCUGCGGUGUACAACGGAGCUGUUGAAGCAAUUGCAACUUUUCUAGGUUCAGCAACAUCCAUGGCAGUUGGAUAUGUCAAAGUAAACUGGGAUCUUUAUGGAGAACUGGCUUUGGGAAUUUUCUCUGCAAUGGAUGCUGGUUCUCUGUUUCUCAUGCACUUUACUGAUAACAUCUGGGCAUGUUAUGCUGGUUACCUUGUCUUUAAAGUAUGUUAUAUACUCCUUAUAACAAUAGCAACGUUUCAGAUUGCCGUCAAUCUAAGCAUGGAGCGUUAUGCUUUGAUGUUUGGCUUUAACAACUUCGUUGCACUGGUGAUUCAGACAAUUUUAACUGUUCUUGUAGUAGAUUCAAAAGGUCUGGGACUCGGUAUCAGCACCCAGUUUCUCAUUUAUGGCAGCUACUUCACAUUCAUAGCUGGAAUUUUCCUAAUCAGAAGCAUAUACACCAUGAUUGCCCUCAACUGCAGAAAUACCAAUGUGGUUGGUGAAAGCAGUGAUCAUUAACAGAGACAAAAGGAAUGGCUGCAAGCUACAGUGCAGAAGGUGGCAUCAUCUGAACUUUUUCAGCUGGAAGUUGUGACACACAUUUUUAAAGCAAGUUAAAUAGCAAUAAACCAGUUGGUUUUGUUUGUUU